AUGGCUAGGCUGCACAACCGAUUAUUUUGGCCAACAGGCUGUGGAGCGGGAUUGCUGCUCAUCACAUUGCUCAGCGAUGCGCGCGUUUCCUUCGCCUGGAAGCCUAUUGUCUCUGGCAGCCCCAUAACAUCCUACAGCCUCAAGCAAUCGCAUCCAGGUGAGGCCAGCAGCAGCCACGAGCUGGCCACCAGCUAUGCCCAAUUUGGUGGCGAUCAAAAGGAGGAGGACGAUCUAUUGCUGGCGCGCGCCGCUGUCGUAAAUGGCGUGGAAACUGGCAUCACGCACCCCAUCACAUUGGCGGACGAUCACGAAAACCAUUACGAGUCGUACAGCUUAAAGGAUGAUGUUGCUGAGGAACCUUCUCUCAGCUUUCCCCGCACUCCACUCUAUGUCUCCGAUCGCUGCAGUGUCAAGAAAUUCGCAUUCAAUCAGGACGGCGCGGUGGAGUACAGCAACGAGUUGCCCGAGCUGGAUCAGUUCACGUUAUGUUUCUGGAUGCGUUUUACCAAUCACAGCGGCGACCAUGUCAUGUUGACCUACCAAGUGGAAAAGGAACCACGCGAAAUACAAAUCUGGGUCGCGAAUGCGCAAAAUUCCAGUUUCCUAUCGAUGGCCAUAAAAGGUCAGCAAAUGUACAGAUUGAAUUACCCGCUGCGUAUGCGGCAAUGGCAUCACAUGUGCAGCUCGUGGAAUGGAAAGACCGGCGAGUGGCAAGUCUGGCUUAAGGCAGAACGUAUUGGGCGUGGCUUCCACAAUUCGCUAGUGGGCCAUAAAAUACCUGCAAAAGGAAUACUGCGAUCAGGCGGCAGCUCAGUUACCGGUGAGGUGAGCCACGGUCUGCAUUUCGAGGUUACCCUUGUGCAAAUUUAUCGCGUAGCCUUGAGCGCGGGCAAGGCACAUCGGGAUCACAAACACCACCAUGUGCACCAUGUCGACCACGAUGGUCAGGAGGUGUCCAGCACAGCGCGUGCGCCGCCAAUGAUUAAUCGACCUCAGCCCAUGCACUCGCUGCUCGCCAGCGGCCAAAUCCCCACUAGAGUGCGCAUCAAUCUGGCCGGGUCAGGGCCAACGCAAAAACCGCCCGGCGGCGGUGGCAACGGUGCUGAAUUCCAGCCUCAACAACAAGCAAUAACCGUCAACACGAAUUUUGUCAACGGUCAGAUUAACGCUGGUUCUCGAUUGGUGGCCCAGCAGUUGCUUGGUAUUUCGCCCAUACCCCAAAGCCGACCUAGCUCGCCGCCCAUACCCGCAAGUGAGGCAGGUCGGUUCCAGAUGCUCAGCAACUCGGCCAAUGUGCAGUUCAUAGAUGAGACAGAGACGCAUAUACAGUUCAAGCGACACGCGGCGAAUGCGGAUGCGACAACGCAAAGAACUCCAACUAAUGAUAAGAAGCUGCGGAAACGAGGCCUGGUGUUACUGGACGAUGGUUCUGUUGUGGAUGAUGGUUUGGGCACCAGCAACGAGGCAUUUAGCAAAUACAACGGUCUUGCCGACUUUGGAGGUCAGCAGUUCAAACAGGAUUUGACGUUGAAAAUGACACUUGAGGAGGAAAUCAGUUCACACGACCGCGAGCCUGCCGAAGAGGAAGUCAAGGCAGUUAUGGGCAUCUGCAGCAACUGCGACCCAGAGCCUUUUCAGGGUGCAAUUGUGUUCGCCUGGAAGAACGUGGAGGAGCACAUGAACAACACGCUCAAGGGUCUCAGUGUGGGCACCUGCGGCAAUUUCUAGCUGCCUCUACCAGUCAGAAAAUAGCCCGAGGGCUAAAUACAUUUAAGCAGCAAGGAGCAAAGU
Molecule: messenger RNA, 1791 nt
Organism: Drosophila novamexicana
Lineage: Eukaryota; Metazoa; Arthropoda; Insecta; Diptera; Drosophilidae
Gene: b6
Exons: 5
Coding region: 1-1728 (575 amino acids)
Source: RefSeq, a predicted model, not a curated record